AUGUGGCACAAGGGCCACCAGUUGGUUGGGCCGCGGGGGGCGGGCGGGGGUCCCGGGCCGGCCGUCCGGGCCGGUGGGAACNGCACUGCCUUCUCCAUCGACUCCCUGAUCGGGCCGCCGCCGCCUCGCUCCGGCCACUUGCUCUACACCGGCUAUCCCAUGUUCAUGCCCUACCGGCCGCUAGUGCUGCCGCAGGCGCUGGCCCCUGCACCGCUGCCUGCUGGCCUCCCGCCUCUCGCCCCACUAGCCUCCUUUGCCGGCCGCCUUACCAACACCUUCUGUGCGGGACUGGGCCAGGCCGUGCCCUCGAUGGUGGCGCUGACCACCGCGCUGCCCAGCUUCGCGGAGCCGCCCGACGCCUUCUACGGGCCCCAGGAGCUCGCCGCUGCCGCCGCCGCCGCCGCCACUGCCGCCCGAAACAACUCCGAGCCGGGCGGCCGACGCCCGGAGGGUGGGCUGGAAGCCGACGAGUUGCUGCUCACCCGGGAGAAAGUGGCAGAGCCCCCACCGCCCCCGCCUCCGCACUUCUCAGAGACUUUCCCAAGUCUGCCGGCAGAGGGGAAAGUGUACAGCUCAGAUGAGGAGAAGCUGGAGGCACCAGCAGGAGACCCAGCAGGCAGCGAACAGGAGGAAGAGGGCUCAGGCGGUGACAGCGAAGACGACGGUUUCCUGGACAGUUCUGCAGGGGGCCCCGGGGCUCUCCUGGGACCUAAACCGAAGCUAAAGGGAAGCCUGGGGACUGGAGCGGAGGAGGGGGCGCCGGUGGCAGCGGGAGUCACAGCUCCUGGGGGCAAAAGCCGACGGCGCCGUACAGCAUUUACCAGUGAGCAGCUUUUGGAAUUGGAGAAGGAGUUUCAUUGCAAGAAAUACCUGAGCUUGACAGAGCGUUCCCAGAUCGCCCACGCCCUCAAGCUCAGUGAGGUGCAGGUCAAGAUCUGGUUUCAGAAUCGGCGGGCCAAGUGGAAGCGCAUCAAAGCUGGCAAUGUGAGCAGCCGUUCUGGGGAGCCCGUAAGAAACCCCAAGAUCGUCGUACCCAUACCUGUGCAUGUCAACAGGUUUGCCGUACGGAGCCAGCACCAACAGAUGGAGCAGGGGGCCCGGCCCUGA
This is a messenger RNA of Ailuropoda melanoleuca (giant panda), 1107 nucleotides long. It is a transcript of the gene GBX1, whose product is annotated as gastrulation brain homeobox 1. Gene Ontology annotation, cellular component: nucleus. Gene Ontology annotation, biological process: regulation of nervous system development; regulation of transcription by RNA polymerase II. Gene Ontology annotation, molecular function: DNA-binding transcription factor activity, RNA polymerase II-specific; RNA polymerase II transcription regulatory region sequence-specific DNA binding. Lineage: Eukaryota; Metazoa; Chordata; Mammalia; Carnivora; Ursidae. The record is from RefSeq and is a predicted model, not a curated record. The coding region runs from base 1 to 1107 and encodes 368 amino acids. The transcript is spliced from 3 exons.